Medioppia subpectinata is the source of this 504-nucleotide messenger RNA. NCBI's taxonomy places the organism in Eukaryota, Metazoa, Arthropoda, Arachnida, Sarcoptiformes, Oppiidae. The record is from the annotation of a GenBank genome assembly.
CACAGAGAUUUGGCCGCAAGAAAUGUUUUGGUCGGAAAUAAUAACACAAUAAAAGUGGCCGACUUUGGGUUUGCGAGGGAUGUGGUCGCUAAUCAUGUUUAUGAACGCAAAUCUGAGGGUCGAUUACCAAUCAGAUGGAUGGCCAUCGAGUCUCUCAUAGACUCCAUAUUUACAACCAAGAGUGAUGUCUGGAGUUUUGGUGUGUUGAUGUGGGAGAUCGUGACACUGGGAGGCACUCCAUAUCCCGGUUUAGCGGCGGCUGAAGUGAUAAAAUACGUGCGCGAAGGCAACCGACUAUUAAAGCCCGAGCACUGCAAACGCGAAAUGUAUAAUAUUAUGUACUAUUGUUGGGACAGAGACCCCAAUCAGAGGCCAACGUUUACACAAUUAGUUGAAUAUUUAGAUAAACUCUUAAUUAGUGAAAACGAUUACAUAGAGUUAGACAGGUUUCCCGACCACUCCUACUAUAACACCAUCCCUGACCUGACGGGAGAGAAAUUGUGA